Molecule: messenger RNA, 1527 nt
Organism: Triticum turgidum subsp. durum (durum wheat)
Lineage: Eukaryota; Viridiplantae; Streptophyta; Magnoliopsida; Poales; Poaceae
Source: the annotation of a GenBank genome assembly
AUGCAAAUGGAGGUCGUCUACCUCGGCGUAGCUCUCGUGUCCUUGUGUGUUGUGCUUCUUUCCAGGCGUAGGCGCAGAGCGAACGAGCCGCCGGGGCCGUGGCAGCUGCCGGUUAUCGGCAGCCUGCACCACCUCGCCGGGCAGCUCCCCCACCACGCGCUGCGUGACCUAGCACGGCGCCACGGGCCGGUGAUGCUCCUCUGGCUCGGCGAGGUGCCCACGCUGGUGGUGUCGUCCCGGGAGGGUGCCCGCGAGGUGAUGAAGACCCACGACGCGGCGUUCGCGACGCGACCCCUCAACGCCACCAUGCGCGUGCUCACCAACGGCGGCCGGGGCAUUGUGUUCGCGCCGUACGGCGACUACUGGCGUCAGCUCAGGAAGAUCACCGUCUUGAAGCUCCUUUCGGCGCGGCGCGUCCUGUCCUUCCGCGCCAUCCGGGAGGAGGAGGUCGCUGCCAUGCUCCGCGAUGUCGCGGACGCAGCGGCGGCCGCGCGCCCCGUGGAGCUAAGCGCGCGCAUCUCCGCCCUCGUCACCGACAUCACCGUCCGCGCCGUCAUGGGCGACCGGUUCAAGGAGCGCGACGUGUUCCUCCGCUCGCUCGACCGCGGCGUGAAGCUCGCGGCCGGGUUCAACCCGCCGGACCUGUGGCCGUCGUCCUGGCUUGUCGGUUGGCUCAGCGGGGGCGUGCGCCGCGUCAAGGAUUGCCGCGAUACCGGGACCGGCAUCCUUGACCCCAUCAUCCGGGAGCACCUGGAGAAGAUGGAAGAUGGCGGAGGCCAGAAGGAGGACUUGCUCGACGUGCUUCUAAGAAUACAGAAGGAGGAGGAGGGCAGGCUCCAAUUCCCGCUCGACAUGGACACAGUCAAAUCCGUCAUCUUGGACAUAUUCGGAGCCGGCAGCGAGACGGCGGCUACGACGCUGGGCUGGGCGUUUGCAGAGCUGAUCAGGAACCCAAUGGUGAUGCAGAAGGCGACGGCUGAGGUCCGACAAACCUUUGAGGCUCGCGGCACCAUAGCGGAGGAGGCCCUCAACGAACUCUCGUACCUACACCUAGUCAUCCGGGAAACUUUGCGGCUGCACACGCCCUUGCCGCUGCUCAUCCCUCGAGAGUGCCGGGAGUCAUGCCAGGUGCUCGGGUACGACGUGCCGCGGGGUACACAGGUGCUGGUCAAUGCCUGGGCGCUCGCCCGUGAUGAGCGCUAUUGGCCCGACGCGCCCGACGUGUUCCGGCCCGAGAGGUUCGAGGGCGAGGCGGCUGGGGCGGACUUCAGGGGCACCGACUUCUCCUUCUUGCCAUUUGGCGCCGGCCGGAGAAUGUGCCCCGGGAUAGAGUUUGGCCUCGCCAACGUCGAGCUCGCGCUCGCAAGCCUGCUAUUCCACUUUGACUGGGAGGGUACACCACCUGGGGAGUUGGACAUGGCCGAGGUGUUUGGCAUCACUGUGCGGCGGAAGGCCGGCCUCCUGGUGCGCCCCGUUCUCCGGGUGCCCGUUCCCCGAGUCUUGUCAGACGGCAACGGAGAUCGUUAA